Molecule: messenger RNA, 2063 nt
Organism: Ochlerotatus camptorhynchus
Lineage: Eukaryota; Metazoa; Arthropoda; Insecta; Diptera; Culicidae
Gene: Rep
Product: Rab escort protein
Exons: 3
Coding region: 135-1925 (596 amino acids)
Biological process (GO): vesicle-mediated transport; small GTPase-mediated signal transduction; intracellular protein transport
Cellular component (GO): Rab-protein geranylgeranyltransferase complex; nucleus; cytosol
Molecular function (GO): GDP-dissociation inhibitor activity
Source: RefSeq, a predicted model, not a curated record
UACUCAUCAUCCGCAUCUGCGUUCUUCUUAUCAUACCAGCUGCAGCAGGAUUUUAUAUUUUCCGCGUUGUCCACGUCCAAUCUCAUUGGGUAUAAUCAUUUUGAAUUGAAAAUUUGCAUUUACCAAAUCCCACGAUGGAGGAAGACCUGCCAACCGAGUUCGAUCUGAUCGUGGUGGGCACAGGGCUAUCGGAAUCGAUUGUGGCCGCAGCAGCCAGCCGGAUUGGCAAGACGGUUCUCCACUUGGAUACCAACGAGUACUACGGUGGCUUCUGGUCGUCGUUCAAUUUGGAGAGUUUGAGGAAGUAUGCCGAGGAGUGUCGUGAAUACAAGAAGGAUCAAGGGGUGGAAAAGAAGGAGGAUGAAUCUCUAGCGCUGAAGAAGGCUGCCACCCUGAUUGAGAACGUCAGCGAAGGGUGGUACAAUUUUGACGAGCUGGGCGACGUCGACGAGUGGAACCGUGAUCGGAUUCUGAAGGAGUUUCGACGAUUCAAUGUGGAUCUGGCUCCGAAGCUGCUGUACUCGCGAGGAGCGAUGGUGGAAUUGCUGAUUUCGUCGAACAUCUGUCGGUAUGCGGAAUUCCGAGCGGUGGACCGAGUUGCGACGAUCUGGAACGGGAGGAUUAUGACGGUUCCGUGUUCGAGGUCGGAUGUGUUUACAAGUCGGGACGUGAAUGUGGUGGAGAAGCGACUGUUGAUGAAGUUUCUGCAGAGUUGCGCAAGUUGGGAAGGGGAAGGAGAAGGGAGCGAGCAUCAGGCAGCGGAAGUCGAGGGAAAGACGUUCCUGGAGUAUUUGAAGAAACAAAAGUUGACCCCGAAUUUGAUCCAUUAUUUGUUGUACACAAUCGCCAUGGGGAAUGACCACACUAGCUGCCGGGACGGGUUGGAAGGGGUGAAGAAGUUUCUGCUUAGUUUGGGUCGGUACGGAAACAGCCCGUUUCUGUUUCCGAUGUACGGAUGCGGGGAGAUUCCGCAGUGUUUCUGCCGGCUGUGCGCCGUUUUCGGGGGAAUUUAUUGUCUGGGUAAGCCGAUCGAGGGUAUUAAUUUAAAGCGAGAUGAAAGGGGCUAUCAAUCGUUAAAGUUCGGCAAACAGACGAUAAAGGCCAAAGGGUUGGUCAUAGGGCAGGGGUACGUUGAGAAGGAGAUUUUCGGAGAAAAGGAAGGCUCGAGGGAAGAGAAGCGAACCUGUGGACAAAUGGCACGUGCUAUAUUUUUGACAAAUGUUCCGUUGGGUGGUGCAUCGCAGAAUUCCGGUGGAGGUGGCGUGUCGCUGAUGAAACUGCCCCCCGUGGAAGGGCACGAAGAUGGAUCUACCAUUAUCCAGUUGGCACACUUUAGUGGCACUUGUCCGAAGGACAUUUAUCUCAUCCACGUGACGGCAAAAUCCAUCAGCGGUGACCCGAGGGCAGAUUUGGAACCCUACGUGUCGCAGAUUCUAUCAAAAGAUUAUUUCAUACCUCCGGAAGAGCUUGCGGAAGACAAUGAAGCACCGGAGAAUAACGUAUCAACAAUCCUCUACGAAUUGUACUUCAACAUUCCGAAAUGCGUCGCGUGCCAGCAUCCGUCCGGCUCCCUGCCGGAAGGAAUCCAUCUGGCCUGCGGUCCGCUUUACGAGUUGGACUACGAUGAAAGCAUAGCGCGAGCACGGUCGAUCUUUAAGGAUAUCUACCCGGACGAGGAGUUCCUGCCGCGAGCUCCCGAUCCGGAGGAGAUCGUUAUCGGCGACGAAGACGUCGGUGCUGCCGACCAAGCGCUGGAAGUCGUGGCCAGUGCCGAAGAAAGUGACAAGGUGGAAAGCGCUCGGGAGUGUCAGGAAAGUGAUGCGAGCUCAGAACCAGCUGCCGCCACAGCACCGGGCAUUUCCGACGCCCAGGAAGCGAAAGAGGACUCGAUCGACAAUGCCGAAGAAUGCCUGGAGCAGAAAUAAUCAAACAUUUGCACGCUUUUGCUUGCUUAAUUUAUUCCAACUGUGUUGAUAUUUUUUAUUUAAUCUGUGUACGUGUGUAAAAUCGCAACGCUGACGUUUUAUUAUAGUAUUUAGUGGCAAUAAAUUACUACUUCUUCU